GGUGUUUCCCGGAUAACAGCUAAUCCACUCCCCUCGAUUUUCCCAGGAUGACUUUUAGGUCAGUGGGGGUUUUCUUCUAGGGUUUUUGGUCGCCGGCUGCAUAUCCUCGCAAACCCUACGCCAUUCCAACCGUUCGAUAUUUUCACAAUGGCUGCGAACAAUGCUGCGGCGGGGCUGGAUAAAGAACAGAUCUUUGGGAUGGCAGAAAAAGAAAUGGAGUAUAGGGUGGAUCUGUUCAACAGGCUGACUGGGACAUGUUUCAAUAAAUGUAUUGAGAAAAGGUAUAAGGAAUCUGAGCUGAAUAUGGGUGAAAACAGUUGUAUCGAUCGUUGUGUUUCGAAAUAUUGGCAGGUGACUAAUCUGAUAGGGCAGCUGCUUGGUUCCAACCGCCCUCCAAUGUGAUGCGGCUCUGGUUCUGCUCGCUUGCAGUUGGUAGGGAUUUAUUGUGUUUUGUUCAUUACAUGCAUAAUCAGCUACAAAGAAUAUAAAAAUGCACAAACUAGUCCAGAUGUAUCCUGGUCUCACAUCUUGCCAACUUUAUCAAUUUUGCAAAAAUAGAUCUGUUUAUGUUUUUUUGCACUGACCAUGAAUCAGAGCCUUUGAAAGGGGACCCAUUUUCUGUCUAUCAUCUAUAAAAUCUCUGUCUAUCAUUUCGAUGCA
This is a messenger RNA of Magnolia sinica, 660 nucleotides long. RefSeq names its product mitochondrial import inner membrane translocase subunit TIM10. The transcript has 6 exons. Gene Ontology annotation, cellular component: mitochondrial inner membrane. The coding region runs from base 148 to 402 and encodes 84 amino acids. Gene Ontology annotation, biological process: protein insertion into mitochondrial inner membrane. NCBI's taxonomy places the organism in Eukaryota, Viridiplantae, Streptophyta, Magnoliopsida, Magnoliales, Magnoliaceae. The record is from RefSeq and is a predicted model, not a curated record.